UAUCGUGUAGUGGACACAUGAUGGAGUCUGAAAGCAGCGGACAAAUAGAAAAUAAUCACACUGAAAUGGAAACAGAGAGUAGCUCGCGCCCUGAGAACGGUCAAACCGGUGAUACUAAACAAGACUUCUCCAGCACUAAUGAAACCACAGAUGCUUCUUUUAAGAAACCGGAUAUUUUUGUAGCUCCAUCUCUCCCUGCGAAGAAAUCAGGAGGGUUAAACUCAAGCAAGAAACUAACAGAGGAAAUAAGCAGCAGCAUAUCAGAGAAUAAAGGCACGGAUAGUAAACACCAGCAACUAUCUGCAAACCCCACAGACAGUCAAACAGACCCGUGCGAUCAUCCAUCCGAGAAAUCAGAGGUACAGAAGGUCCAGCCGAAACCGAAAGACAUCCUACCUAAGAUUCCUGCCAAACUACCCCCGGCGGGUAAUUUCCCCCCGCUCCCGUACACCGAGCCCCCGUGGGGAUCUGUUCCUGACAUCCGCUACUCGUUUGAGCUGCUGAAAAACGGUUCAAUCUUAGACACGGUCCCGCUGACCCAGAGAAGUUACUUCGUGGUGGGUCGAUUGCCGGUGUGUGAUGUGUCUCUGGAGCACCCGUCCAUCUCCCGCUAUCACGCUGUGGUGCAGUACCGGGGCAGAGCUGGGCAGGACGGGGUCGUAGGAGAGGAGAAGGGCUUCUAUGCCUAUGAUCUGGGCAGCACUCAUGGGACUUUUGUGAAUAAGAACAAAAUACCACCUAAAACUUACAUAAGGCUACGAGUGGGACACGUUCUGAAGUUUGGAGGAAGCACGAGACUCUUUAUUUUGCAGGGUCCAGAGUUUGACGAAGAAGCGGAAUCUGAACUGACGGUGACAGAGCUCAGAGAGCGUGCUAGAAAACAGAGAGAAGAGCUGGAGAAGAGGAUGAUGGGUGAUGGCUCAGAUGAGGAGGAAGAGAAAGAGGACAGCGAAGCCAGUGCUUCAAGGGGAAGCUCCUCAGAACAUACUGGAUGCUCUUGGGGAAUGGCUGAAGAGGCAGUGCCAGAAGAGGAUGAGAAUGAGGAGAAUCCGUUCGCCACAGAAUUUCAGGAGGAUCAGGAAGCAGCUUACUUAAAAGAUCCUAAAAAGGCAUUACAGGGCUUUUAUGACAGAGAAGGAGAAGAACUAGAGUUUGAGUAUGAAGAAAAAGGCCAUGGUACCUGGCUCUGCAGAAUUAAGUUGCCGGUGGAUGAUUCUGUAGGCAGGCAGCUGGUGGCUGAAGUGACCCACACAGGGAAAAAGAAAGAAGCAGCCGUCCAGUGCUGCUUAGAGGCCUGCCGCAUCCUGGAGGCCCGUGGUCUUCUGAGACAGGAGGCAGUGUCCCGCAAACGCAAGAAGAAGAACUGGGAAGAUGAAGAUUUUUAUGACAGUGAUGAUGACACGUUCCUUGACCGGACAGGUGCAGUGGAGAAGAAGCGGACUGAACGCAUGAAGAAGGCUGGAAAGAUUCAGGAGCGUCCUGAUACAUAUGAAUCACUGCUAGCCAAACUGGCUAAGGUGGAAAAAGAGCUGGCUGACACUGAGAAAAGGCUCAGUUCUUCUGGGAAAGGAGUCUCCAGUUCUUCCACAGAGGACCCUCUGGAUGCUUUCAUGAGCGCCGUACGGAGCGAGGCCGCGCUGGAUGGGGUGGAGAGAAAGAAGCUACAUUUACAUGUAGCCGAGUUGAAGAAGGAAGGUCAGAGACUACGCAAGCUAGCAGACCUGGCCAAACCCACCCAGCUGCCCUCAUUACAGGCCAGCAGUAGUCAGGACACCGAGAAACCUAAGAAGUUAUCUCUGCCUUUGUUUGGAGCCAUGAAAGGAGGGAGUAAGUUCAAACUGAAGACUGGAACUAUAGGAACGUUACCCCAAAAGCGAACCAAUCUGCCUCCCGAGCUCUUCAACAUGAAAGAAAUGCCCCCUGGUGGUGAGGAAGAGAAUGAAGAAGAAGAAGAGGAGGAAAAAAACAAGAAAACAGAGGACAUGCUCACAGAUGGUGAUAUGGAAGUUGUUCAGUCUGUAGAGCCGACCAGCUCAGAACACUCCGGUGCAGACAGAGCUGAAACUCAGACACACCGCCCUAAUGUAGUCCUCGAGGACCAGCCUGCCAAGAUAGCUGCAUCUCAUGAAAAACAGAAAUACAAGUCUGCCCAUCUUCAAGACAAAAGUGCCUCUCCUCCAAAAGAAGAAUUUGAGAGCAGUGUCUCAAAUGUCCAGAGUCCAAAGACAAAUACGAAGAAGAAAGUUAUCGGCCCAAGCAGGCCUCCUGUGACCAUGUCUAAGCAAUACCCAGAAGAUGACCCCGACUACUGCGUUUGGGUUCCUCCGUCAGGUCAGACCGGUGAUGGUCGAACACAUCUGAAUGAUAAGUACGGAUACUGAAUAGAGAAAGAAAAGACCAUCCUCACUGGAUCAGGAAUGGAAUCAGUCCAACCGUUCAUCUUAGCCCUUCGGAGUGGCCAGAUAUAUCAUUUUUUCCCAUCUUUGUGCCAAAAGAGUGAACUUUUCGACAGAUGUAAGCUUAUGAUAAGAUGUUUCUAGCACUGUUCUGAAAACUGUUUGGUCCCGUGACUGAUUUUCAUUUCCCUAUGCCCUGUUUUCUUUAAAAUACAUCCAUUUCCACCUUUUUACACCUGGUCUGAAACCAAGGAUAGUUUUGGAGUGGAGGUAGCUGAAGGUUGGGGAAAAGAUCAUUCUGUUUUCGGGGUUGGUUUCCUGGGCAAACAAUGUUUUGGAGUUUCUGGUUAUU
Messenger RNA from Carassius carassius (crucian carp), 2748 nucleotides. Its product is annotated as kanadaptin-like. The record is from RefSeq and is a predicted model, not a curated record. Lineage: Eukaryota; Metazoa; Chordata; Actinopteri; Cypriniformes; Cyprinidae. The transcript is spliced from 14 exons. Gene Ontology annotation, molecular function: protein binding; mRNA binding. Bases 18 to 2381 code for a protein of 787 amino acids.